Messenger RNA from Suillus paluster, 1167 nucleotides. RefSeq lists its product as uncharacterized. The transcript has 11 exons. Gene Ontology annotation, biological process: secondary metabolite biosynthetic process. The record is from RefSeq and is a predicted model, not a curated record. Bases 1 to 1167 code for a protein of 388 amino acids. Gene Ontology annotation, molecular function: FAD binding. NCBI's taxonomy places the organism in Eukaryota, Fungi, Basidiomycota, Agaricomycetes, Boletales, Suillaceae.
AUGUCGCUCUCAUCAGGCAUUCCCAAGUUUCGAGUGGCAAUCUGUGGUGCAGGCAUAGGAGGGCUUUUUGCAGGUCGCGAUAUCCACAUAGAUUUAUACGAAGCCCAUGACGGCAUCACGACCGCUGGGGCUGGGAUUUCAGUUAUGGGACGCACGAUGCAGAUCAUGGAAGAACUCGGCUUGUAUGAAGAAAUCUCCCGUGUUUCGACAAAGCCCCCUAGUUAUGGACCAAAAUUGAGGAAGUCUGAUGUUCCAGAGGGUGGUUUUGAGUGGUUCCAAAAAUCAUCCAGUCACCGGGGUCAGCUCAUCCUCCACUUCGCUGAUGGCAGCACCGCACCCACAGACAUGCUAGUAGGGGCAGAUGGCAUCCGUUCCUCAAUAAGACACUACAUUGAUCCAUCUUGGACUGGAACGCUUGUCUAUCGAACCGUCUUUCCGGCGGAGAAGCUCUUCAAAAUGGAUCCAAAUAAUGUAGCUCUGAAGAAUUCCAUAUUUUUCUGCGGGAAGGGAAAGCAUAUCGUCUCGUACCCAGUUUCACAAGGAACGCAGAUCAAUAUCACGGCAUAUGUUUCUGAUGAUCAGAAAGCCGGGACACAUUUCGAGGGUCGUUGGGUUUCAGAUGUGUCCCUCGAAGAGGUUGAAAAAGCAUACGAGGAUUUCGAACCUGGUGUCAAGAGCCUUCUGAAAUGUUCCGAGAACCCCUCAAGAUGGGCGCUUCACGUAGUAAAUGAAUUGCCGCUAUCCACUUGCGACAGAGUUGCUCUGAUAGGUGAUGCGUCUCAUGCCAUGACACCCCACUUUGGUGCUGGAGCUAGUCAGGCAAUGGAGGAUGCUUUUGUGCUCGGCCGCCUUCUUGCACACCCACUCACAACAUUGGAUAACGUGCCCGCUGCACUGAAAGUAUACCAGGACGUUCGCCUCCCAUUUGCUCAAUUCGUAGCACGUGAAUCGGAACGUACAGGAUAUAUGUUCGACUUUCGCUUGCCUGGGUAUUAUGAUGGGACAGAACGAUCCAAUGAACGAGAGGAGAUGGAUAUUCUAAAAGAGAGGCUCACAGGCCAGUGGGGUUGGGAGCGGGAGCGUGAGUGUGGGGGCGUUGCCCAAUGGCUACAGGCAGAGAGGCAGCUGCAGGAAAGCGCACCUGAGGUUUCCACUUACCUGCUCUAA